CAUACCAUGCCUUGGGGAAGCAUCAAUUACCCCAACAGAAAAAAUCUUCAUGGCUCAAGUGGGAUUAUGAUUGAACCAUGCUUUCCUCCUACUGACCCCAUUCCCAUGAUAAUUACUAUCUAAUACAUUGAAAGUACAUCAUUCUGGUUUCACAAUAGGAUAAUUACUGGAGGCAGGGAAAGGAACAUGUGUUCUAGCAGAGAGAACAGAGACAUAUUAUUAGCUAGCAAAUGAGAUUUAGGAUGGACCCCAUGUGUAUUUUGGAUGUCAUUUUUAUCAAGAACUUGAGAAAAUGAAGGUGAAAAUGCACAGGUUAUGCAUGACUGCCUAUUCAUGUGGAAAUAGAAAUGUAUUCAGAAAUUUCAUUAUUCACAUGAGGACAAGGAAGAUUCUCUCUCUUUGCCACCACAGGUGAAAAUCCAUCUAUAAAGACAAUUUAUGAUUUGAAUAAGAAAUAAAAAUUAUUAUAAAAGCCUGCUGAGACAGUAUAGUAAAAUGAAGGCAAAGAUUGACUCAGGAUCUUGUUCUCUAGCUAUUCUUUCUAUAAUAUCAAUAGAAGAAUAAUAGACUUAAAUAAAUUAGGCACCCUUGAACUUCAGAACAAUUUUAUGAUUAUUAAAAAAAGGGAAGGGGAGAAGGUGAAUAGUACAGACAUGCAAUUUUAAAAUGAGGCUUUAGAACAGUAUCCAGCUAUAUAGUGAAAGCUACAUUCUAACCGUUAAUAUGUUUUUUCCAUUUUUAAGGGUAUGGGAUUUUGGCCUUGUGGGGUAUUACCAUGGCAGUUUUCAAUGCCAGUAGCAUCCCUUCCUCCAUAUUCUACCUUACUGGAAUUCCUGGUUAUGAGGCGAUUCACCACUGGAUCUCUAUUCCCUUCUGUAUCCUAUACUUUAUUGGAAUAGCAGGUAACUGCACUAUCCUUCAUGCUAUCCGAACCGACUCAAGCCUCCAUGAACCCAUGUACUAUUUCUUGGCCAUGUUGUCUUUUGCAGACAUGGGCAUGUGCCUUCCCACCCUUGCAUCUGUCCUCCGAGUGUUGUGGUCCAUUUCUAGGGAAAUUGAAUUCAAUACUUGUGUGACCCAGAUGUUUUUUAUCCAUUCCUCCUCCUUCAUGGAAUCAGCAGUACUCCUAGCAAUGGCCUUUGAUCGUUAUAUAGCCAUCUGCCAUCCCCUAAGGUAUACCACCAUCCUCACCCCACAACGUAUUGCUAGAAUUGGUAUAGUUGCUUUUCUUCGGAGCUCCCUCCCUGUCAUUCCAUUGAUGAUCCGGCUGAUAUACUUCCCAUUCUGCCAUUCCCAUGUCCUCUCUCAUUCUUACUGCCUACAUCAGGAUAUAAUGCGCCUGGCUUGUGCAGAUACCAAAUUUAACUCUAUCUAUGGUUUGGUUGUGAUUGCUCUAUACUGGGGAUUAGAUUCUCUGGGCAUCUUGGUGUCUUACAUCUUCAUCCUUCGCUCUGUGUUGAGCAUUGCAUCCUGGGAGGAGAGGCUGAAGGCCCUGAACACAUGCGCCUCCCACAUCUGUGCUGUUCUCAUCCUCUACGUGCCCAUGAUUGGCCUUUCCAUUGUCCACCGUUUUGCCAAGCAUGCCUCUCCCCUUGUGCAUGUCCUCAUGGCUGACAUAUACCUACUAGUGCCUCCUGUUCUCAAUCCCAUCAUCUACAGUGUGAAAAACAAGAAAAUUCGUAGGGGGAUCAUUCACCUGUUCACCCCCAAGAGAAUCCACUCCACUCUGAGGUAGGUACUACUGGACACAAUCACAUGAAGGUUGUUAUUGUGAUGGACCUGGAUACCAGACAUUUCUGCUCCUCAUACAUGCACACAUAUAUAUGCAAGCAAACAGAAAAAAAUGCACACGCAUACACGCAUACUUAAUGAUAUGGUUUAUGCAAAAGGGAAACAAAAUAAUAUUGCUAGUAAGAAGAUUAAAAAAUGAGAGAACCUUUUAGAAUCAUCUAUACAUCUGUAUUCUAUAGAUCUUAGAUCCUCUCAGAUUAUUUUCUUCAAUAUGCUGCAUACUAACUAAUUGAUUUAUCUCAAGUUCUAUCAUCAUGCUAUAUUCUCUCUUUUAAUCCUUUCCUAACCUCUCUGAAUAAACACAUACUUCAUUGGAUAUUUUGGAUCUGAUAUUAAAAUAUUACCUAUGGAAGCUAUCUAGUUUCAUGUUCUCACCCGUAUUAAUCUAUUCCUCUGAAGAACAAAAGUCAUUUUCCAUCCAAUGAAUUCUUUAAAUUACUCUUGGAUUUCAAGUGCUAGACUUAUAUGAGUGGGAGGCAGAACCAAUGCUUUUCUCUACUAAAAGCUUGUGUUGUCAAUCACAUAAAAUGCCAAGAUUUUGUAGAUGAACUUUCAAAGGAAAGUUGAGGAAUCAAGUCAUUUAUGUUGUCCUUUCUCUAACUAAGAAAAUGUCUUUCAAAGGAAAUGAUGGAAUAAAUAUGGUGAUCAGGGAGUUAAUUUCUAAGGAAACCAAGGAGAGAGUAAGAAAACACCUAACUGCUCUUAAUUUCAAGUUACCUGGUCCAAAAUUACUCCAUUCUCAUUUAUUUCAAACACUGUUAUUUUAUUAUUAUUUACCACUAUUGGUUGUGUUUGGUAGAUAAAGUAGAAAAAAACUCCAAAAAAAAUAUUUUCCUGAUUUUCAAAAAGAGGGAAAAUAACAAUGCCUGCAACUGAUAUAUCUGUAAGCUUGACUCUUAUUCCUGGAAAUAUUCUAGAAUGUAUCAUUAAAUAUAUGGUGGGUAGUUCAAGGGUCAAAAUAAAGAUUUUGACAGAAAAAGAGAGCAGCUGAAAUAAUUUAAGUUUUAAUGAGAAUGUAGUCAUGUUAUAAAUUAAUAUUAUCCCUUUAGGCCAGAGAAAAGAAAACUUCUAGAAGCUUUUGACAAUUAACAUUUUAGUGUAAAUAAAAUGGAGAUAGUAAUAUAAUAUAGUAGAAUGAAGAUAGGAAAGGUGAGAAAUAUAGGAAAGAUGUAGAGAAAGAAAAUUUCCUAAUGUCUAUAAAAGUUAUCCUAUAACUACCUAUAAUUACUACCUAAAACAGCCUAUGACUGCCAAUAACUGCCUAUUACUAACAAGGAUCCCACAAAGUUCCAACCCAAUCAAAACCAACCCAAUCAGUGAUUAAUCCAAUUAGGUCUGUCAAUAAAGACCAGUCACCUCCCAAAAAAGUUCAAAAAGCCCCAAAGUCCCUCUGAAGGCUAAAGUCAAAAAGCCCUCUCAAUAAGCUCAGGCCUACCUUUAUAUUCCAGCAACUAAAUACCAGCUACCAACUCACACACUCCCAGCAGCCCGCUUCCCCACAACUGACCACCCAAAACAACUGAUAUUGUCCCAGCAGGAUGCUCCCUGGUUCCUACUUCCUGUCACUGUGGGCUGGCUAAUCCCUACACAUCUCUAUGGUAAGAGGACCUCCAGGUUCUCUGUUAAAUUAAAAAGGAAUAAAGAAUUUCUAGAAAAGAAGGCAGUAUUUAUAAAAAAACUAUUUUUUUUGAGAUAUAGUCUGAAUCGGAA
Molecule: messenger RNA, 3501 nt
Organism: Monodelphis domestica (gray short-tailed opossum)
Lineage: Eukaryota; Metazoa; Chordata; Mammalia; Didelphimorphia; Didelphidae
Source: RefSeq, a predicted model, not a curated record